CCCGAUUAAAGGCACAUUUUGAACAGGCAGGAGAUAAGUUAUCUACGUGAGAGUAGGAACUUUAUCGUAUCUUAUCUAUCAGUUAGAAAAAAAACUAAUUUUUAAUUAUCACAGGUGCUAAGAACACAACGCUCUGUAGUGUACUGUUAGCAUCAGCAUCAACAUCUUUCGGCGUACACUGCUAAGGAUUCAUAUAUAGGAAGUCAGAAUGGCAGCAGAAUUAUUGCCUGAUUUCCUGCCCAGCCCUCUAGAUAAAUACCGUAGAGCAUCUACUUUUAACUGGAAGUCUAUGAGGCUACUCCUAGAAGAUCCUGAAAUGUUGGAAUACAAGAUGAAAAUAUGGAAAUUCUUUGAAGAGGAUCCAGAAUUUCAACAUCCGAAUAAGAAACUAAGUUUAGACGAGGAGCGACAUUUGGCUAUAAGGAGAAUGUAUCGAUUAAAGAAACUUCAAAACUUAACAGUGGAGGAGAUGAUAGAAAAUCCGCGUAAGCCUGGUGCAUAUGUGGCUGCAAUAUUUCAUUAUGAUCCAUCACUUGCUGUUAAGGCCAACAUAAACUUUGGAUUUUACAUAAAUACUAUUCGAGGCAUGGGUACUGCAAGACACUAUGACUUUAUUGAAGAAGUUGAACAAGGGAAGGCUGGAGGUUGUUUUGCUCUCACUGAAAUUUCACAUGGCACAAAUGCAAAAGGAAUGAGACUGACAGCUACAUAUGAUCCACGAACUAAAGAAUUUGAGCUUCAUUCACCGGACUUUGAAGCAGCCAAAUGUUGGGUGGGAGGCCUAGGGAAAAGUGCCACACAUGCCGUUAUAUAUGCAAGACUCAUUACACCGGAUAAAACAGACCACGGGCUACACGCAUUUGUUGUUCCCUUAAGAAAUCCAGCAACUCUUCAGCCUUUUCCUGGUGUUAUUGUUGGUGACAUGGGAGAAAAGGUUGGACUGAAUGGAAUUGACAACGGUUUUGUGUUAUUCAAUAGAUACAGAAUACCUCGUGAGAACCUUCUAAAUAAGACCGGAGAUGUGACUCCGGAAGGAAAUUAUGUCAGCCAAUUUAAGGACCCUAACAAGAGACUAGGAGCUUCCCUCGGAACAUUAUCUGCUGGUCGAGUAAGCGUGUUGUCAAUCGCCGUGUCGUACCUUGAGAGAGCAAUCCCUGUUGCCAUUCGAUAUGCUGCAGUGCACACCUCACAGGCUGGCAGCUCACUCACUUUGUUAGAGGGUCACUAUCAGCAGUGGCAGUUGAUUCCAUACUUGGCUGCUACCUUUGCACUGAAAAUUCUCUCUAACUUCUUUUCCGAUUUGAUGGCUGACUUCCAAGUAAAAACAUUCCUAGGAACAAAUAAGGAAGAACUGGCAAAAAUGGGUCCAGAAAUUCAUGCUCUUUCUUCUGCUGCCAAACCUUUAGCAGGCUGGAUGGUGGGAGAUGCCAUUAAACAGUGUAUAGAUAUUUGUGGAAAAUAUGGCUACCUGAAAGCAUCUGGACUUGGAGAUAUUCGCAACUUCACUGAUGCAAACUGUACAUAUGAGGGGGAAAAUAAUGUACUUUUGCAACAAGCAAGUAACUGGCUAGUUCAGCUGUGGAAAAAUCGCAGGGGAAGUGUACAUGAUUUUGACAUGCCUCUCAAUUCUGUUUCAUUCUUAUCUGAUGCAGCAGACAUUCUUCAGAGCAGAUUUAUGGCUGUAUCUGUGGAAGAAGCAGUAAAUCCAAAAACCUUGCUCUCUGCGUACGAAUGGCUAAUAUGUUGGUUGCUAGUAACAACAGAGGAAAAGCUGGAUGCAUUGCUAAAGAGUGGAGCUGAUCCUUUCACUGCAAAGAACAAUGCACAAGUAUUUCAUGCUAGAACUCUUUCACUGGCAUAUGCAGAGCAUUUUAUGCUUUCAAACUUUUGGAAAUACGCUUCUUCAAAAGACAUAGACGCACCAGUUAAGGAGGUAUUGAUGAAACUCUGUUCCUUGUUUGGAUCUUGGAGCCUAGAGAGACAUUUAGCAUCACUUUAUAAAGGAGGAUAUGUGAAUGGCCCUCAGGCAUCUGAGAUGUUAAGGGAGGGAAUUAUGCACCUGUGUACUCAGCUGAAGAAUGAAGCUGUCUCACUUGCUGAUGCCAUAGCUCCACCAGAUUUCAUAUUGAAUUCUUUACUUGGAAACUCAGAUGGAAAAAUUUAUCAAAAUCUGCAUACUCAUCUCUUCCAGAAACAGCAGACAUUUGAGAGGCCAUCUUGGUGCAAUGAAGUGUCAUUUGGACAAAGCAAAAUGUAGUGGGACUAACUGUCACAUAUAUACACACAUUUUCACUAUAAUGUUUACUGUGCAUCCUGUUUCCAUGUUGGCAUUUUAUGAAGUGAAAUACUUAUGUACACAUUUUGGAAGGAAAUUGUACAUCUUGCACAGCAUAUUUGUAUAAUAACUGUGAAAUAAUUGUUUAUUUUUGUACUGUAGUGUGAA
Messenger RNA from Schistocerca serialis cubense, 2443 nucleotides. RefSeq names its product peroxisomal acyl-coenzyme A oxidase 3-like. Lineage: Eukaryota; Metazoa; Arthropoda; Insecta; Orthoptera; Acrididae. The transcript has 13 exons. Gene Ontology annotation, biological process: fatty acid beta-oxidation using acyl-CoA oxidase; lipid homeostasis. Gene Ontology annotation, cellular component: peroxisome. The coding region runs from base 209 to 2257 and encodes 682 amino acids. Gene Ontology annotation, molecular function: pristanoyl-CoA oxidase activity; FAD binding; fatty acid binding. The record is from RefSeq and is a predicted model, not a curated record.